Molecule: messenger RNA, 16663 nt
Organism: Chrysemys picta bellii (western painted turtle)
Lineage: Eukaryota; Metazoa; Chordata; Testudines; Emydidae
Source: RefSeq, a predicted model, not a curated record
AUGAUAAAUGGGCAGCCAGAGUGUGUGCCAGUCUCUCAGGCCACAUGCUGGGCUGGGGGUUACUUGCAUUACCACACCUUUGAUGGACGGGUGUAUGAUUUCCACGGCACCUGCGACUACACGGUGGCCAAGACCUGCAGGGAUGACUCCGUCCUGCCCUUCUUCCGUGUCACGGCCGAGAGCGAGAACAGGGGGAACACACAGGUCUUCUACAUUUGGUCGGUGACUGUCCAGGUCGAUGGAGUGACCAUUACAGCAGCCAGGGCUGAGGUCGGCUUUGUGUGGGUGAAUAACACCAGGGCCCACUUACCCAUCUCCCUGAACAACGGGGCCCUUCGGCUCUAUCAGAGCGGCACCUCCCUCAUCCUCCGCACCGACUUCAACCUCAGGGUGUACUAUGACUGGAACAACCAGCUGAGGGUCACCGUUCCUAAUAACUUCUCUGACAGCCUGUGCGGCCUGUGUGGCAACUAUAAUGGGGACCCCGCCGAUGACUUCCGGACCCCGGACGGGGACCAGGCUCCCAGUGUCGCUGCCCUGGGGAAAAGCUGGGCAGUGGAAGAUGAGGAUCAGUUUUGCUGGCACGAUUGCAUUGGAGGUUGCAGGCCCUGUGCCGCCAGCAUAGCCAGAAAGUACAAGGAGGAGGUCUCGUGCGGCCUGAUAGCCAAGGUCUCAGAUGGGCCCUUCAGCCAGUGCCACAGCAAGGUGGAUCCUACAGUCUACUUGAACAACUGCGUGUACGAUCUGUGCCACAACGACGGCUACAGGAAGGCCCUGUGUGAGGCCCUGAAGGCCUAUGCGGACGCCUGCCAGCUGGAAGGGGUCAGGAUUGGGGAAUGGAGGCAGCUGGCCAGAUGCCCCAUGGAGUGCCCCCUGGAGAACAGCCAGUACCAGCUCUGUGGAACAGCCUGCCCAGCCACGUGUGUGGACCAGUCAGCCCCCAGCAGCUGCCAAGACCCCUGCGUGGAAAGCUGCCAGUGCAAGGAUGGUUUUGUGCUGAGCCAGGGAAAAUGCAUCCCCAAGAGCAGCUGUGGGUGCCUGUUCGAGGGGCGCCCCUAUGCCCCCAAUGAGAGUUUCUGGGUCGAUGAGGCAUGUGGGACACGGUGCAUGUGCAACGCAGCCACUAGACAAGUCAAAUGCAUGGCUGCUACGUGCAAACGUUCAGAGAGAUGCGGGCUAGUGAAUGGCGUACGGGGCUGUUACCCCUCCAGCUACGCCACCUGCUCUGUGACAAGGAAUCUGCACUAUUCCACCUUUGAUGGACAGAGAUACGACUUCCAAGGCACCUGCCGCUACCAGCUAACUACCUUGUGCAAGAAGACGGUGGGACUGGUGGACUUUGAUGUUUAUUUCCAGGAAAGCAAUACUCGUCCUGUGCAGAUCAAGGUCUAUGAGACUGACAUCAGGGUCAGCAAUCAAUUCCCUGGGAAAAUCAUGGUGAACAGUAUCCUGAUUACCCUUCCCUUCAACCUCGAUGAUACGAAAAUCACUGUGUAUAGAAAGGGCUGGGCCACAGUGAUCCAGACAGAUUUUGGUCUCACCAUUACCUAUGCCGGGUGGUCAGGACGCACCACAAUCACUCUGCCAGUCACCUACGCAGGAGCCGUGUGUGGUCUGUGUGGCAAUUUUAACAGUGACAGGGAGGAUGACAUGCUGAUGAGGGAUGGCACGCUGGCACCAAGUCCCGUCAGCUUUGGCCAGAGCUGGAAGGUGGGCGACCUCCCGGGAUGCUCUGCAGUAACGAUACCACCAUGCGCAAGUGUAGAGGCUAUUGAAAAAGAACAACGAGGUAGCAGAGGGCAGUGUGGGCUCAUCUUAUACAAGAGUGGCCCUUUCAGAGGAUGUCACAGCAAAGUGGACCCUCAUGGAUACUUCAUAGACUGUGUGUACAGCUAUUGCGUCCUCAGUGCGCGUGAAAGUAAUGUCUGCCAGGCCGUUGCGGGCUAUUCCGAGGCAUGUCAGGAAGCUGGAGCUAUGGUGCAUCCCUGGAGGACUACGACAUUCUGCUCUCCGUCCUGUCCCCUGAACAGUCACUACGAAUUCUGUAGCAGCAGCUGCGAUGUGACAUGCAGCAACCUCUAUGCCCCGGUGCAAUGCAUGACCCAGUGUAAGGAAGGCUGCGUGUGUGACGAGGGCUUUGUUUUCAGUGGCGACCGCUGUGUCCCCAUUUCCCAGUGCGGAUGCCUCCACAGGGGACUUUACUACGAGGCCGGGGAGACCUUCCACCCGAGCGGUUCAUGCGAGGAGCAGUGCAUGUGUCAGGCUGGUGGGGAGGUUGUGUGUAAGGCAUUCUCCUGCGGCACUGGUGAGGAAUGCGGGGUAGUGGACGGUGUCCAGAAAUGCCACCCAUUUGGAUCUGCGACCUGUUCUGCCUCUGGCCAUCCCCACUACCUCUCUUUCGAUGGGGUCUCCUUUGACUUCCAAGGCACCUGCACGUACAUCUUGGCCAAGACCUGCACCGAUGCCAGUGACCUUACACCAUUCACUAUCAGCAUAGAGAAAGAAGAUUGGGGCACCAGGAACAUGUCCGUGGCCAAGCUGGUGUCCAUUCAGGUGUAUGGGAUCACACUCACCCUGCUGCAAAACAAACAGGGGCUCAUCAUGGUGAACGGAGUGUCCCACAACCUCCCAGUGAUUGUGGCUGAUGGGCAACUUAGAGCGUAUCAACAUGGCACAAACAUUCUGGUGCAAACCAUCUUCGGCCUCACUCUGAGCUACGACCUGGUUUACCAGGCCAGGGUCACCAUCCCAGGAAGCUACGAGGGCCAGACGUGCGGCCUGUGUGGGAACUACGAUGGACAGCAGGACGAGGAGUUCCUGCUCCCCAGUGGCAGGACAGCCUCUGAUGCAGCAGCAUUUGGCUCUGCUUGGGAAGUCCAGAUCCCAGGAGCAUCCUGUACAGACAGAUGUGCUGGAAACAGCUGUCCAGUUUGUGAGGAGAGGAAGAAGAACAUCUUCAAAGGGCGCAACUACUGUGGGCUGCUUACAGACCCCGACGGCCCCUUCAUGGCCUGCCACGGCCUGGUUAGCCCCAGUGUGUAUCAGAGCAACUGUCUGUAUGAUCUGUGCCUGGGCAACGGGGAUGCACAGGUUCUGUGCCAGAGCAUCCACAGCUAUGUGACGGCCUGCCAAGAGGCCGGGGCUCCCAUCCGGCCCUGGAGGAACACCUCCUUCUGUGCUGUGAGCUGCCCAGCGAACAGCCACUAUGAGGUCUGCGCCGACCUCUGCACCUCCACCUGCACUGGAGACAUCAUGGACUGCCCGGAGACCUGUGCUGAAGGCUGCGAGUGUGACGAUGGCUUCUUCUUCGACGGCCAGGGCUGUGUGACUCUGCAGAGCUGUGGGUGCUUCGAGCACAGGAGAUAUUACAAGCCCAAUGAGACGGUCCUGACGAACGAGUGCCAGCAAAGCUGCACCUGCGUUCCUGCUCGAGGGGUGACUUGUAAAGUCCACGGCUGCUCCCGAGAAGAAAUCUGCCAGAUUAGAGAUGGCGUCAGGGCCUGCAUCAGCAAAGUUAUUCCAUCCUGCAGUGUGGUUCGCUGCAGAGAAGGAACUAUUUGCAAGAUGAUAAAUGCACAGCCAGAGUGUGUGCCAGUCUCGCAGGCCACGUGCUGGGCUGGGGGUUACUUGCAUUACCACACCUUCGAUGGACGGGCGUAUGAUUUCCACGGCACCUGCAACUACAUGGUGGCCAAGACCUGCAGGGGUGACUCCGUCCUGCCCUCCUUCCAUGUCACGGCCAAUAUCGAGAACAGGGGGAACACACAGGUCUUCUACAUUGGGUCGGUAACUGUCCAGGUGGAUGGAGUCACCAUCACAGCAGCCAGGGCUGAGGUUGGCUUUGUGUGGGUGAAUAACACCAGGGCCCACUUACCCAUCUCCCUGAACAACGGGGCCCUUCGGCUCUAUCAGAGCGGCACCUCCCUCGUCCUCCGCACCGACUUCAACCUCAGAGUGUCCUAUGACUGGAACAACCACCUGAGGGUCACCGUCCCCAGGGUCUUCUCCGACAGCCUGUGCGGCCUGUGCGGCAACUAUAACGGGGACCUCUCCGAUGACUUCCGGACCCCGGACGGGGAUCUGGCUCCUAGUGUCGCCGCCCUGGGGAAAAGCUGGGCAGUGGAAGAUGAGGAUCAGUUUUGCUGGCACGAUUGCAUUGGAGGCUGCAGGCCCUGUGCCCCCAGCAUAGCCAGAAAGUACAAGGAGGAGGCCUUGUGCGGCUUGAUAGCCAAGGUUUCAGAUGGGCCCUUCAGCCAGUGCCACAGCAAGGUGGAUCCUACAGUCUACUUAGACAACUGCGUGUACGAUCUGUGCCACAACGACGGUUACAGGAAGGCCCUGUGUGAGGCCCUGAAGGCCUACGCGGACGCCUGCCAGCUGGAGGGGGUCAGGAUUGGGGAAUGGAGGCAGCUGGCCAGAUGCCCCAUGGAGUGCACCCUGGAGAACAGCCAGUACCAGCUCUGUGGAACAGCCUGCCCAGCCACAUGUGUGGACCAGUCAGCCCCCAACAGCUGCAAAGACCCCUGCGUAGAAAGCUGCCAGUGCAAGGAUGGUUUUGUGCUGAGCCAGGGCAAAUGCAUCCCCAAGAGCAGCUGUGGGUGCCAGUUUGAGGGGCGCCCCUAUGCCCCCAACGAGAGCUUCUGGGUCGAUGAGGCAUGUGGGACACGGUGCAUGUGCAACGCAGCCACUAGACAAGUUGAAUGCGUGGCUGCUACGUGCAAACAGUCGGAGAGGUGCGGGCUAGUGAAUGGCGUACGGGGCUGUUACCCCUCCAGCUAUGCCACCUGCUCUGUGACAAGGAAUCUGCACUAUGCCACCUUUGAUGGACAGAGAUAUGACUUCCAAGGCACCUGCCGCUACCAGCUCACGGGUCUGUGCAAGAAGGUGGAGGGACUGGUGGACUUUGAAGUCAACUUCCAGGAAAACAAUACCGCUCCUGUACAGAUCAAGGUGUAUCAGACCAACCUCAGGAUCAGCAAUCAAUUCCCUGGGAAAGUCCUGGUGAACAGUGUCCUGAUGAAUCUUCCCUUCAACCUCAUUGAUAAGAAAAUCUCUGUGUAUAGAAAGGGCUGGGCCACAGUGAUCCAGGCAGACUUUGGCCUCACCGUUACCUAUGCUGGGUGGUCAGGACGCACCACGGUCACUCUGCCAGUCACCUACAUGGGAGCUGUGUGUGGUCUGUGUGGCAACUUCAACAGUGAUAGGGAGGACGACAUGCUGAUGAGGGAUGGCACGCUGGCACCAAGCCCCAUCAGCUUUGGCCAGAGCUGGAAGGUGGGCGACCUCCCGGGAUGCUCUGCAGUAACGAUACCACCAUGUGCAAGUGUAGAGGCUAUUGAAAAACAACAACGAGGUAGCAGAGGGCAGUGUGGGAUCAUUCUCCACAAGAGUGGCCCCUUCAGAGGAUGUCACAGCAAAGUGGACCCCCAUGGGUACUUUGUAGACUGCGUGUAUGGCUAUUGCGUCCUCAGUGGGCGGGAGAGUAACGUCUGCCAGGCCGUUGCUGGCUAUGCCGAGGCAUCUCCGUCCUGUCCCCUGAACAGUCACUAUGAAUUCUGCAGCAGCAGCUGCGAUGUGACAUGCAGCAACCUCUAUGCCCCGGUGCAAUGCAUGACCCAGUGUAAGGAAGGCUGCAUGUGUAAUGAGGGUUUUGUUCUCAGUGGCGACCACUGCAUCCCCAUUUCCCAGUGCGGAUGCCUCCACAGGGGACUUUACUACCAGCCCUGGGAGACUUUCCACCCAAGCGGUUCAUGCAAGGAGCAGUGUGUGUGUCAGGCUGGUGGAGAGGUUGUGUGUAAGGCUUUCUCCUGUGGCGCUGGUGAGAAAUGCGGGGUGGUGGACGGCAUCCAGAAAUGCCACCCAUUUGGAUCUGCGACCUGUUCUGCCUCUGGCCAUCCCCACUACCUCUCUUUCGACGGGGUCGCCUUUGACUUCCAAGGCACCUGCACUUAUGUCCUGGCCAAGACCUGCACUGAUGCCAGCCACCUUACACCAUUCACUAUCAGCGUAGAGAAAGAAUCUUGGGGCAGCGGGAACGUCUCCAUGGCCAAGCUGGUGUCCAUCCAGGUGUAUGGGAUCACAUUCACCCUGCUGCAGAACAAACAGGGGCUCAUCAUGGUGGACGGGGUAUCCCACAAUCUCCCCGUGAUAAUGGUCAAUGGGCAGCUCCGAGCAUAUCAGCAUGGCACUAAUGUCCUGGUGCAAACUGACUUUGGCCUCACUGUGACCUACGACCUGGUUUACCAGGCCAGAGUCACCAUCCCAGGGAGCUACCAUGGCCAGACGUGUGGCCUAUGUGGGAACUACAACGGACAGCAGGACGAGGAGUUCCUGCUCCCCAGUGGCAGGACAGCCCCUGAUGCGGCAGCAUUUGGCUCUGCUUGGGAAGUCCAGAUCCCAGGAGCAUCCUGUACAGACAGAUGUGCUGGAAACAGCUGUCCAGUUUGCGAAGAGAAGAAGAAGGAGGUCUUCAAAGGGCGCAACUACUGUGGGCUGCUCACAGACCCCGACAGUCCCUUUGCGGCCUGCCACGGCAUGGUCAGCCCCAGUGUGUAUCAGAGCAACUGCCUGUAUGAUCUGUGCCUGGGCAACGGGGACACACAGGUUCUGUGCCAGAGCAUCCACAGCUACGUGACAGCCUGCCAAGAGGCUAAGGUCUUCAUCCAGCCCUGGAGGAGCACCUCCUUCUGCCCUGUGAGCUGCCCGGUCAACAGCCACUACGAGCUCUGCGCUGACCUCUGUACCACCACCUGCUCUAGAGACAUCAUGGACUGCCCAGAGACCUGUGCUGAAGGCUGCCAGUGUGACCGGGGCUUCUUCUUCGAUGGCCAGGGCUGUGUGACUCUGGAGAACUGCGGGUGCUUCAAACAGGGGAGAUACUACAAGCCCAGUGAGAUGGUCCUGAUGAACGAGUGCCAGCAAAGCUGCACCUGCGUUCCUGCCCGAGGGGUGACUUGCAAAGCCCACAGCUGCACCAGUGGAGCAACCUGCCAGAUCAGAGACGGCGUCAUGGACUGCGUCGGCCAAGUUAUUCCAAAGCCAUCCUGCAGUGUGGUCAGCUGCAGGGAAGGAACUAUUUGUAAGAUGAUAAAUGAGCAGCCAAAGUGCGUGCCAGUCUCUCGGGGCACAUGCUGGGCUGGGGGAUACUUUCAUUACCACACCUUCGAUGGACGGGCAUACGAUUUCCAUGGCAACUGCACCUACACCGUGGCCAAGACCUGCAGGGAUGCCUCCAGCCUGCCCUCCUUCCAUGUCAUGGCCAAGAGCGAGAACAGUGGGAACACACAGGUCUUCUACAGUGGGUCGGUGACUGUCCAGGUGGAUGGAGUCACUGUCACAGCAGCCAGGGCUGAAGCCGGCUUUGUGUGGGUGAAUAACAUCAGGGCCCACUUACCCAUCUCCCUGAACAACGGGGCCCUUCGGCUCUAUCAGAGCGGCACCUCCCUCGUCCUCCGCACCGACUUCAACCUCAGAGUGUCCUAUGACUGGAACAACCACCUGAGGGUCACCGUCCCUAAUGACUUCUCUGAGAGCCUGUGCGGCCUGUGCGGCAACUAUAAUGGGGAUCCCUCCGAUGACUUCCGGACCCCGGACGGGGAUCUGGCUCCCAGUGUCACCGCCCUGGGGAAAAGCUGGGCAGUGGAAGAUGAGGAUCAGUUUUGCUGGCACGAUUGCAUUGGAGGCUGCAGGCCCUGUGCCCCCAGCAUAGCCAGAAAGUACAAGGAGGAGGCCUUGUGCGGCUUGAUAGCCAAGGUUUCAGAUGGGCCCUUCAGCCAGUGCCACAGCAAGGUGGAUCCUAAAGUCUACUUGGACAACUGCGUGUAUGAUCUGUGCCACAAUGACGGCUACCGGAAGGCCCUGUGUGAGGCCCUGAAGGCCUAUGCUGAUGCCUGCCAGCUGGAGGGGGUCAGGAUUGGGGAAUGGAGGCAGCUGGCCAGAUGCCCCAUGGAGUGCCCCCUGGAGAACAGCCAGUACCAGUUCUGUGGAACAGCCUGCCCAGCCACGUGUGUGGACCAGUCAGCCCCCAGCAGCUGCCAAGACCCCUGCGUAGAAAGCUGCCAGUGCAAGGAUGGUUUUGUGCUGAGCCAGGGCAAAUGCAUCCCCAAGAGCAGCUGUGGGUGCCAGUUUGAAGGGCGUCCCUAUGUCCCCAACGAGAGCUUCUGGGUCAAUGAGGCAUGUGGGACACGGUGCAUGUGCAACGCAGCCACUAGACAAGUCGAAUGCAUGGCUGCUACGUGCAAACACUCUGAGAGGUGCGGGCUAGUGAAUGGCAUACGAGGCUGUUACCCCUCCAGCUACGCCACCUGCUCUGUGACAAGGAAUAUGCACUACGCCACAUUUGAUGGACAGAGAUACGACUUCCAAGGCACCUGCCACUACCAGCUCACGGCCCUGUGCAAGAAGGCAGAGGGACUGGUGGACUUUGAGGUCUACUUCCAGGAGAACAAUACCGCUCCUCUACAGAUCAAGAUUUAUCAGACCAGCCUCAGGAUCAGCAAUCAAUUCCCUGGGAAAGUCCUGAUGAAUGGUUUCCUGAUUAACCUUCCCUUCAACCUCAAUGAUAAGAAAAUCACUGCGUAUAGAAAGGGCUGGGCCACAGUGAUCCAGGCAGACUUUGGCCUCACCGUUACCUAUGCCGGGUGGUCAGGACGCAUCACGGUCACUCUGCCAGUGACCUACGCGGGAGCCGUGUGUGGUCUGUGUGGCAACUUCAACAAGGACAGGGAGGAUGACUUGCUCAUGAGGGAUGGCACACUGGCACCAAGCCCCAUCAGCUUUGGCCAGAGCUGGAAGGUGGGCGACCUCCUGGGAUGCUCUGUAGUAACGAUACCACCAUGCGCAAGUAUAGAGGCUAUUGAAAAGGAACAACGAGGUAGCAGGGGGCAGUGUGGGAUCAUCCUAGACAAGAAUGGCCCCUUCAGAGGAUGUCACAGCAAAGUGGACCCCCAUGGGUACUUCAUAGACUGCGUGUACAGCUAUUGUGUCCUCAGUGAGCGGGAGAGUAACGUCUGCCAGGCCAUUGCUGGCUAUGCUGAGGCAUGUCAGGAAGCUGGAGCUAUGGUGCAUCCCUGGAGGACUACGAAAUUCUGCUCUCCGUCCUGUCCCCCGAACAGUCACUAUGAAUUCUGCAGCAGCAGCAGCUGCGAUCUGACAUGCAGGAACCUCUAUGCCCCGCUGCAAUGCACGACCCAGUGUAAGGAAGGCUGCGUGUGUGACCAGGACUUUGUUCUCAGUGGUGACCACUGUGUCCCCUUUUCCCAGUGCGGAUGCCUCCACAGAGGACUUUACUACCAGGCCGGGGAGACCUUCCACCCGAGCGGUUCAUGCGAGGAGCAGUGCGUGUGUCAGGCUGGUGGGGAGGUUGUGUGUAAGGCAUUCUCCUGCGGCACUGGUGAGCAAUGCGGGGUGGUGGACGGUGUCCAGAAAUGCCACCCAUUUGGAUCUGCGACCUGUUCUGCCUCUGGCCAUCCUCACUACCUUUCUUUCGAUGGGGUCUCCUUUGACUUCCAAGGCACCUGCACUUACAUCCUGGCCAAGACCUGCACCGAUGCCAGUGACCUUACACCAUUCACUAUCAGCAUAGAGAAAGAAGAUUGGGGCACUAGGAAUAUGUCUGUGACCAAGCUACUGUCCAUUCAGGUGUAUGGAAUCACACUCACCCUGCUGCAAAACAAACAGGGGCUCAUCAUGGUGGACGGGGUGUCCCACAACCUGCCUGUGAUCGUGGCCGAUGGGCGGCUCCGAGCAUAUCAGCAUGGCGUGAAUGUCCUGGUGCAAACUGACUUUGGCCUCACUGUGAGCUAUGACCUGGUUUACCACGCCAGAGUCACAGUCCCGGGUAGCUACCACGGCCAGAUGUGUGGCCUGUGUGGAAACUACAAAGGGCAGCAGGAUGACAAGUUCCUGCUCCCCGAUGGCAGGGUGGCCCCCGACACUGCAUCCUUCGGGUCUGCCUGGGAAGUUCAGAUCCCAGAGGCAUCCUGUACAGACAAAUGUGCUGGGAACAGCUGUCCAGUCUGCAAGGAGGAGAGGAAAGAUGUCUUCAAAGCGCACAACUACUGCGGGCUGCUCACAGCCCCUGACGGCCCUUUUGCCGCCUGCCACAGCACGGUCAGCCCCAGCACGUAUUUCAACAACUGCCUGUAUGAUCUGUGCCUGGGCAACGGGGACUCCCAGCUCCUGUGCCAGAGCAUCCACAGCUACGUGACAGCCUGCCAAGAGGCCAAGGUCACCAUCCAGCCCUGGAGGAGCGCCUCCUUCUGCCCUCUGACCUGCCCAGCCAACAGCCAGUACAAGGUCUGUGCCAAGCUCUGUACCACAACCUGCACUGGAGACAUCAUGGACUGCCCAGAGACCUGUGCUGAAGGCUGCCAGUGUGACAAGGGCUUCUUCUUUGACGGCCAGGGCUGUGUGACUCUGGAGAAUUGUGGGUGCUUCGAGCGUGGGAGAUACUACAAGCCCAGAGAGACCAUCCUGACGAAUGAGUGCCAGCAGAGCUGCACCUGCAUUUCUGCCCAAGAGGUGACCUGCAAAGCCCACAGCUGCAUCAGAGAAGAAACUUGCCAGAUCAGAGACGGUAUCAUGGGCUGCAUCAGCAAAGAUCCCUGCAAAACCCUGAAAUGCCGGAUCAAGGAGAGAUGCAAAAUUGAAGAUGGCCAAGAGGCAUGUGUUCCAGCCUACACUGGAAUCUGCAUGGGCUCAGGGGAUGCACAGUACCAAACUUUUGAUGGCCUGAAGUUUGACUUGCAGGGCACUUGCAAGUACACCAUCGCUAAGUACUGUGGCAGUGACCCUACCCUGGAGUCCUUCACCAUCGAUGAGAAGAACGACAACAGGGGGAACCAGGAUAUCUCCUUUUGGCAGGUGACCAAUGUCUACGUCUAUGGGUACAACAUCUCCAUCUACAAGAGGGAAGUUGGCAAAGUCCGGCUGAACAGUGUGAUCACCAGUCUCCCAGUGACGCUGAAAGACGGUAAAAUCAGACUGUACCAGACAGACCUCAGCACUGUCCUGCAGACAGACUUCGGCCUCCAGAUCGCACAUGAUGAAAAUUGGCGUGUAGUGAUCACCCUCCCCAGCAGCUAUUAUGGGGCCACGUGCGGUCUAUGUGGGAACUUCAACCAGAAUCCAGAAGAUGACAUGAUGUCCUCCAAAGGCACCAUAGUCUCCUCCAUCAUGGACUGGGCUGCCAGUUGGAAAGUCCAAGACCGGGACCCCCUUUGCUGGGAUUAUUGCCAAGGCACUUGCCCAGUGUGUGAUAAGAGCAAGAGAGAUCUGUAUGGGGAUGACAGUCACUGUGGGGUGAUCAGUAAAGCACCGGGAGGGCCCUUCAGAGAGUGUCACUCCAGGGUGAGUGCUGAUGACUUCUUUGACAGCUGCAUCUAUGACAUGUGUCUGAAUGAGGGGGACAAGAGCAUUCUGUGUGAGGCGCUGGAGGCCUACGCGAAAGCCUGCAGGAAGCAUGGGGUCACUGUCGCUGACUGGAGGACGCCGUCCAGUUGUGAUGCCUGCAAAACUCUGAAAUGCCGGACCAAAGAGACAUGCCGGACUGAGGAUGGCCACACAUCAUGUAUUCCUGACUACUCGGGAACCUGCUUGGGCUCAGGGGACAUGCACUACCAAACUUUUGAUGGUCUGAAGUUUGAGUUCCAGGGGACCUGCACCUACACCCUGGCCAAAUACUGUGGGAGUGACGCUACCCUGGAGCCUUUCACCAUUGAUGAGAAGAACGCCAAUAGGGAGAGCCAGGAUAUCUCCUUUCUGCGAGUGACCAACAUCUACAUCUAUGGGUACAACAUCUCCAUCUACAAGAGGGAAGUUGGCAAAGUCCGGCUAAACGGUGUGAUCACCAGUCUCCCAGUGAUGCUGAAAGAUGGUAAAAUCAGACUGUACCAGAAAGGCCUCAGCAUUGUCAUGCAGACGGACGUUGGACUCCGGGUGGGGUACAACAAGAACUGGCAUCUGGAAAUCACCCUCCCCAGCAGCUAUUAUGGUGCCAUGUGCGGUCUUUGUGGGAACUUCAACCAGAACCCAGAAGACGACAUGAUGUCCUCUGACGGCAUCAAAGUCUCUGCCAUCGUGGGCUGGGUUGCCAGUUGGAAAGUCCAAGACCGGGAUCCCUUUUGCUGGCAUUCCUGCCAAGAGAACUGCCUGACAUGUGAUGAGAGCAGAAGGAAGCUGUAUGGGGAUGACAAUCACUGUGGGUUGAUCAGCAAAGCACCGGGAGGGCCCUUCAGAGAGUGUCACUCCAAGGUGAGCCCCGACGACGUCUUUGACAACUGCAUCUAUGACGUGUGUCUGAAUGAGGAGAACAAGAGCAUUCUCUGUGUUGCGCUGGAGACCUAUGCAGACACCUGCACAGACUAUGGAGUCACUGUCUAUGACUGGAGGACACCAUCCAGCUGUGGUGAAUUAGGAGAAACCUGUGAAACCCUGAAAUGCCGGACUAAGGAGACGUGCAAGACAGAGGAUGGCCACGCGACAUGUGUUCCCGACUACGUGGGAACUUGCUGGGGCUGGGGGGACCCGCAUUAUCACACCUUUGAUGGCCUGACGUUUGACUUCCAGGGCACCUGCACCUACACCAUUGCCAAGUACUGUGGCCACGACCGCUCCCUGGAGCCCUUUACCAUCGAUGAGAAGAAUGAUAACAGGGGCAGCCAGGCCAUCUCCUUUCUACGAGUGACCAACAUCUAUGUCUAUGGCUACAACAUCUCCAUCUACAAGAGGGAAGUUGGCAAAGUCCGGUUAAACGGCGUGAUCACCAGUCUCCCAGUGACACUGUCAGACGGUAAAAUCAGAGUGUAUCAGAGCGGCUUCCGUGCCAUCCUGCAGACGGACUUUGGUCUUCAGGUGGCAUACAACUGGGACUGGCAUCUGGUGAUCACCCUCCCCAGCAGCUAUUAUGGUGCCACGUGUGGCCUAUGUGGGAACUUCAACCAGAACCCUGAAGAUGACAUGAUGUCAGGCAGCAGCACCAAAGUCUCCUCCAUCGUGGGCUGGGCUGCCAGUUGGAAAGUCCAAGACCGGGACCCCCUUUGCUGGGAUUCCUGCCAAGAGAACUGCCUGACAUGUGAUGCGAGCACAAGGGAGCUGUACGGGGGUGACAGUCACUGUGGGUUGAUCAGCAAAGCACCGGGAGGGCCCUUCAGAGAGUGUCACUCCAGAGUGAACUCCAGUGAGUUUUUCUAUAGUUGCACCUAUGACGUGUGUCUGAACAGGGGCGCUACGAGAAUCUUGUGCCAGGCGCUGGAGGCCUACGCAGCAACCUGCAGAGACCACGGGGUCACCGUCCAUGACUGGAGGAUGCCAUCUGGCUGUGCCCUGCCCUGCCCUGAAAACAGCCACUAUGAGGCCUGUGGGAACGCCUGCCCUGCCAGCUGCUCUGACCGAACUGCCCCCUCCUCCUGCCGGGAGCCCUGUGUGGAGACCUGCCAGUGUAAUGACGGUUACGUCCUCAGCACUGAUAAGUGCAUCCCCCUGGGGAGCUGUGGCUGUGACUACAACGGCCGCUACUACAAACCCAGUGAGGAGUUCUGGGCCGAUGAGAACUGCCACUCUCGGUGCAGGUGUGACUCCAGCCUGGGCACAGUGGUUUGCAGGAAGACCAGUUGCAAGGCCAAAGAAAGAUGCUCCGUGGUCAAUGGGGUCCGUGGCUGCCAUGCGAUCAGCUACUCCACCUGCAUAGGUACUGGAGACCCUCACUACACCACCUUUGAUGGGAAAAAGUAUGAUUUUAUGGGCACCUGCAUCUACCAGUUUGCGGCUCUCUGCUCCAAGGACCCCACACUCACCCCGUUCAAUGUCAAAGUGGAGAACAACAACCGAGGCAGUAAGGCCGUGUCCUUCACCAAAGCAGUAACCUUAGAGGUCUACAACGUGACCAUCAGCUUGAGCCAGGAGCAUCCACGCAAGAUCCAGGUCAAUGGUGUCUUUGUGGACCUGCCCUUCUCCCACCAGCACAAGUUCAAGGCCUACAUCAGUGGAGUCCAUGGCUUUAUUCAGACUAAUUUCGACCUGAGAGUGAGCUUCGACUGGUACAGCUACGCCAGGGUCAUCAUACCCAAUACGUACGCCAAUGCUGUCUGCGGCCUCUGUGGUAAUGCCAAUCAGGACCCCAGCGACGAUCUGACCAUGAAGGAUGGAACUCGGACAUCUGAUGAGAUUCAGUUUGCCGACAGCUGGAAGGUGGGAGAGGUCCCAGGGUGCUCGUCUAGCUGCACCGGGGACUGCUCAGUCUGCAGUGAGGCUCAGAAACAACCCUAUAAGGGAGACCAGUACUGUGGGGUCCUCAUCCGACAGAAUGGGCCAUUCAGAGAGUGCCACGGGGCCAUCGACCCAGAUCCCUUCUUUGAUGAUUGUCUCUAUGACACCUGCCAAUACAAGGGUCACCAGGACACACUGUGCAGCGCAAUCAGCACCUACGUCACAUCCUGCCAGGCCAGGGGCAUCCAGAUAGGGCAGUGGAGAUCGCCCUCAUUCUGCAGACCCACCUGCCCCCUUAACUCUCACUACGAACUCUGUGGAAUUAGCUGCCCUUCCAACUGCAACAACCUGUGGGCUCUAGAUCGGUGUGACAAACCCUGUGCUGAAGGAUGUUUCUGUGAUGCUGGAUUCACCCUGAGUGGUGACAAGUGCAUUCCUGUCGCGCAGUGUGGCUGUGUGCACCAGGCCAUGUAUUACAAGAAGGGAGAGGAGUUCUACCCCAGUGCCUCCUGCCAGGAACGCUGCCUUUGCAAAGACAAUGGGGUCGUUGCGUGCCAGAAAGCCUCCUGUGGAGCCAAUGAGGAGUGCAGGGUGGAGAAUGGAAUCCUGGGCUGCCAUGCCAUGGGCUAUGGAACAUGUGUCGCAUCUGGUGGAUCUCACUACAUCUCCUUUGACGGACGGGCCUUUGACUUCCAGGGCUCCUGCACUUACACCUUAGCCAAGGUCUGCAGCAGAGACUCUGGACUGGAGAACUUCUCCGUGGUGGUGGAGAAUGAGAUCCCUGGUGGUGGCCACAUGGCUGUGAUGAGAACAGUGGUGGUGUCCCUGCAUGGUUACACCAUCGCCAUGGAGAGCGGGAGGAAGUGGAAGAUUGCGAUGGGUGGUGAGCUCUACACUCUCCCACUGGCUACGGACGAUGGAAAACUUUGGAUCAACCAAGAGGGGAACAACAUCAUUGUCCAAUCAGCCUCUGGCCUCAAAGUCUUUUACGACACUGCAUCCUACCUCCUACUGUCCAUCCCCAGCACCUAUAAGGGACAUGUGUGCGGCUUGUGUGGCAACUUUAACGAUGACAAGAACGAUGAUCUCCUGCUGCCUGGUGUGAAGAGUACCCAGAAUGUGGAUGAAUUUGUCGCCUCCUGGAAGGUGCCUGUUGAUGGUGCCACAUGCUCUGAUGGCUGUGAUGAGAAGUGCCCCAUCUGUGAUGCAGCCCAGACAGCGCCGUACCAGACUGAGAGCUCCUGUGGGCUGAUCCCGGCCACCUCAGGUCCCUUCAGAGACUGUCACUCAAUAAUCAAUCCUGUUGAGUAUUUCAACCACUGUCUCUAUGACAUGUGUGCCACCAACGGAAGGGGAGAGACUCUCUGCCAGAGCCUGCAGGCCUAUGUGGCUGCGUGCCAGGCAGCUGGGGCCAAGAUCGAGACCUGGAGAACGGCCUCCUUCUGCCCCCUUGCCUGCCCGGCUAACAGCCACUAUGAGCUGUGUACCAGAUCCUGCGAUUUCACCUGUGCCAGCUUGUUUGCCCCUGCCCAAUGCACCGGGAAGUGCUUUGAAGGCUGCUGGUGUGAUCCAGAAUACGUGUCCGAUGGGGAGGCAUGCGUCUCCAUGGACAGGUGUGGCUGUGUGCACAAUGGACGCUACAUCAAGGCCGGGGAGAGCCUUGUGUCCAGCAACUGCUCCGAGAAAUGCACCUGCCACGCUUCAGGCGAGGUCAUCUGUGAGGAAACAAAAUGUACCGAAGAGGAGAAAUGCAUGCUCAGGAAUGGGGUGCGCAGCUGCGUGAAGCAGGUGGGCCGGUGCACGCUGGCCCCAGGAAUAUGGUUCACCUCCUUUGAUGGUGUCGAGAGGGAAGUCCUCCUUGAAGGGGCCUACGAUGUGUCUUCCCUCUGCGAAGGGGUCGACCUCCCCUGGUUCCGGAUGGUGGUCAGUGUGUUCAGAGAAGGUGGCUUGGCCGUUCCUGAUGGCAUCUCCGUUUUCUUUGAGGAGGGUCUUAUCCAUGUCAAUAAGAAAAAGGAGGUUUGGGUGAGAGGGCACCAAAGGCAGCUCCCAGUGAAGGUAUCCAACUUGUCUGUAAGUGAGUCUCAGGGCACCAUCAUGAUUGUCCAGGGCUCUAGAAUAAAGAUUCUGUUCAACCUGAGCGGAGAGGUGACAGUGACAGUCAGCGAGAGCCUGGCUAACAAGCUGUGUGCACCUUGCGGGAAUUUCAAUGGUGACAUCUCCGACGACCUGCGGCUGCCCAGCGGGCAGGUUGUGGGGAACAUCACGGACAUGUUUGAAGGUUGGAGGGCACGAGACCUCUCAAGAAGCGAUGUUUAAAAGCCACCUGAGCUGCAAUGGACCCCGCCCCCUUUCCCUUCCCUGCAUUGGACUGGGCUGAAUACCACUAGCUGUCACCUUCAGCGCCCAACUAAAACCUCUCCAGCGCUUCAUCAAAGAUCUACAACCUAUCCUGAAAGAU